GAAAAAAUGACGUAUUGUCAUACGCACCUCAUAAAACAUUUAUUGAUGCAUUAUUGCUCUGUCUUGAAUGAAUACAGUAAUUUCAGCCACUGCUAUUUCCUCCUUUAGCAUGGAAAAACGAAACCAAGCCGUAAUAUAAUAGAGUUCAACAUAAUGUACUUUUCCUUGCCAAAUAUUAACAAUGCAUACACCGCAUUGUGAACGGAAACGGCGUCUGCUACUUUACAGCGUGUUAUUACAUCUCUUUUACGAGGACUUUGUAAGUCUAUAAAGAGCUUUACAGGCAUUCAGGGUAUGUCGGGGCGAUAUUAGAAGAGUAUUCUUAGACAUAUAAGGGACAAUUCAUAUUCAUCUUACAUUUAGAUUCUUUAAUGUCUGAUUUCUUAGAAUACAUAUGUUGAUUUCCAUCGCAUUUUUUUUACUUUAUUUUUAUGAUUUCCUACAAUGAAAAUCUAAAUUAAACCUGAUGAAAAAAGGGGGAGGAUUUAUUCACUGGCUGUAUUGGUAAAUAUGACCACGUGAUCCAUGCAACCAAUCCCUGUAAGAAGCAGGCCAGCAAAAAUACUAUGAUUGUUCAUAGAGGGAAGCUUCCCGUUAACAGCGCAGCCCUUUUUAUAUGAGUAAGGAAGGGAUGGAAAAAUGUCUUCCAGCGGCGCUCUCAGUAACUGCUUUGUGGACGCUAUGAUGGGGCAGGAGCCGGAGGAGAUGUACGGAGCUCGCUUCAUCCAGCCGCCGCACACCAUGACCCCGAGGCCGCCGCCAGGUGCCGGGGACAGCGCCGACUUCUCCUCCUGCAGCUUUUCACCUAAAUCCGCCGUUUUCACCCCGUCCUGGUCCUCGAUGCACCCUCAGGGACUUUAUCACCCCUACGUCCACCAUCACCACCACCAGUCCCAUCUGCCCGCAUCGGACAGCAGAUACGUCGGCGUGCGCUCCUGGAUGGACCCCAUCUCCAACCACGUUUCCUUCGCCGGGUUCCACUCCUCCGGCAGCAGACCGUACGGGACUAAGCCGGAGCUCCUCCUGCCCGGGAAGCCUACAGGCGGGGACCCGCUGGAGGAAACUGACGCUGGGACCGGAGCCGAGGCUCGACCCGUGACCGCGGAGUUCUCCUGUGGAGCUGCGGAGUGUCCGGAAAAGGCGAGCAGGGAGCAGAGUGGGAGCGAGGCUUCGAGUCAUGGCGAUCCCAAAGACGAAAAGCCACAACAACUUGACCCAAAUAACCCUGCUGCCAACUGGAUCCACGCCCGCUCGACGAGAAAGAAACGCUGCCCCUACACCAAAUAUCAGACUUUAGAGCUGGAGAAGGAGUUUCUCUACAACAUGUAUCUGACAAGGGACCGGCGCUACGAGGUGGCUCGCAUACUCAGUUUAACGGAGAGACAAGUGAAGAUCUGGUUCCAAAACCGGAGGAUGAAGAUGAAGAAGAUGAACAGAGAGAGAAGCGGCAAGGAGGUCAUUUAAACUCUGCUGUUGUUUUUUGUUUUUUUUUUCUGUGGCAAAAAGAAAACCCAUCUGAACUAUCUCACAGUUAUUUUGUGCAGCCAUUUUUCAAAUGGGCCUUUGAUUGUAAGUGACAGCAUCAUCGGACACACAUGCAUCACAUAUGAGGAAUUUGUCCUGGUGAGAUCCAGCGCCGGAUAA
Poecilia reticulata (guppy) is the source of this 1644-nucleotide messenger RNA. RefSeq names its product homeobox D9a (gene hoxd9a). Lineage: Eukaryota; Metazoa; Chordata; Actinopteri; Cyprinodontiformes; Poeciliidae. Gene Ontology annotation, cellular component: nucleus. The record is from RefSeq and is a predicted model, not a curated record. Gene Ontology annotation, molecular function: RNA polymerase II cis-regulatory region sequence-specific DNA binding; DNA-binding transcription factor activity, RNA polymerase II-specific. Gene Ontology annotation, biological process: DNA-templated transcription; regulation of transcription by RNA polymerase II; proximal/distal pattern formation.